Messenger RNA from Ixodes scapularis (black-legged tick), 1550 nucleotides. Its product is annotated as SEC14-like protein 2. The record is from RefSeq and is a predicted model, not a curated record. The transcript has 12 exons. Gene Ontology annotation, cellular component: cytoplasm. NCBI's taxonomy places the organism in Eukaryota, Metazoa, Arthropoda, Arachnida, Ixodida, Ixodidae. Bases 287 to 1474 code for a protein of 395 amino acids.
GAACACUUCCCGAUGGCUGGGGAUGCUAUCGCCAGCCACUAAAUGCCGUCCUUCUUGUUCCAACAGCCAGUGAGGACUGCCAACAGAGUGCGUUUAGUGUUUAGCAAUAUCCCUACUCUGACGACAGUUACACGUCCGGCACGUACGCGAGCUCCUCUGUUCCUUCCUCAACCGGUCUUCAAUUCCCACUAAACGGGACGGUGUCCUUGUUCAUGAGCAGUUAACGUUGGUUUGAAGCUGUUAGUCUGGCGCGGAGUAAAGCUCGCUGAUUUUUAACAGCGGCAUCAUGAGUGGAUGUGAGGGUGAUCUGAGCGACAAGCAGCAGCUGGCGCUCGGAGAGUUAAAGCACCGCCUCUCUGAUAUCUGGAAGGAGGAGUUCACGGACAGGCUUCUGCUUCGUUUCCUGAGAGCUCGAGAUUUCGAUGUGGGCAAGGCUGAAGAAAUGCUGAGGGAAUGCCUAAUAUGGAGACAACAAAACAACGUAGACUCCCUCAUCGAGACGUAUGAGUGUCCAGAAGUAUUGAGGCGCUACUUCCCAGGGGGUCUGUGCAACCAUGAUCGGGAUGGCAGGCCUUUGUAUAUCAUGCGCUUUGGCAACGGGGAUUUUACAGGAAUCGCCCAGUGCGUGUCCAUGGACGCGAUAGUGAAGCAUGCCACGUACCACCUAGAAAUGCUGAUGGCAGACAUGAAGAUGCAGACCGAGAAGGUAAGAAGAGUCGUGGAGACCGUUACUGUCGUAUUUGAUUACGACAACUUCCAGCUCAAGCAAGUCUACUGUUGGCAAUUAAUAGAACUUCUCCGACACCUGACGGCGCUUUACGAGAAAUACUAUCCGGAGAUACUUGAGCGAUGUUUGAUCAUCAAUGCUCCCGGCUUCUUCCCUAUAUUCUGGAAACUUCUGCAGCCAUUUCUCGCGGAAAAUACAAAGAACAAGGUAGAAAUAUUUUUACGCGAGAACUGGCAGCCGGUGAUGCUCAAGUAUGUGGAUCCGUCGCAGUUACCCGCCCACUGGGGAGGCGAUUUGGUGGGACCUAACGGAGAUAAAGAGUGCACCUACCUGGUAGGACGAGGAGGCGAGGUACCUUCGGAACUGUACCUGAGAAACAGUCCAAGAGUGUCCGCUGAUCCUGAGGCCACCACAUGCUUCCUGGGGCAGGGAAAGAAGAUGGAAGUUCCCGUGAGGGUGGAACGGGCCGGCACCAGGCUGCAGUGGAGGUUCCAGACCGAUCCCGGCCACGAUUUGGGCUUCGGAAUCGCAUAUGUCUCUGCGGAAAGCGGAAUUUCCAAGGAGCUGUUGCCACUCAGCAGGGUGAAGUGUGACCAGGUCACUGAGAGUGGAGAAGUUUGCUGCCCUGAGCCUGGAACAUAUAUAUUCACAUUUGACAACAGCUACAGCUGGUUCACUAAGAAGCAGUUGUCCUACGUCCUUCAUUUGAAACACCCCGAAGAUACCUCAAACCUCGGACACGGAUGAUGAUAUUGUUGAAUUUAGCCACCCUUUGUGUAGAACUCAAAGAGCAAUAAAAACUUGAUGGCCCAGCAAUCAAAAU